AUUUUCAUUAUGGGAGAUGCUCUUGACGUCAGGCUUUUGUGCAGGUUAAUGUAGAAAGCGCUCCCAUUAUAGGACAAGGUGCAAAGCAAGUGAUGUCUCUCGCAGGGGGUUGUAUCGAACCUUGGGUCCUGUUGUUAAAGAAGGACAUAAAUAGAGCAGUAGAGAACUGGACCGUUCAGAUCUGUUUAGCUCUUCUGAUCAAAAACGAUUCUUGAUCCGACAAAAAUGAUAUCAAGAAUGUGGAUUUUAUGGACGUGCACAGUGAUAAUUUUACUGAUGAGGGAGUGUCAUUGCAUUCAGAAGAACACAGUAUCCAAGAACUGGGGACCACAGUCAAUGCUUUACUUAAAAGGAAAACAUGGAAGACGAUUUGUUCCUGACAUUGAUGACAUUAUUCCAAGUUCAGGGUUGAAAAGCUGGUACGCAGUUCUCAAAGGGUUUCAGAAACUGAAGUCGCCGAAUGCAAGAAAACAAUCAGGAUUGUUCAAAACGCAGAACUUUGUUAUUCGUUAACUGAAGUGGAAAGUUUACACAGCUAACAAGGAACAUUCUCAGAAGGUUCUUGCAAAGUUCUCUCAAAGUUAUGAACAAACAUUCUUCCAGUUGCAUUAAUAGGACAUCUGUUCAAAGUCAUCUGGUCUUUAGUAAUGUUAUCAAAACAUUUGCAUAUAAAAACAUUGUUGUUUAUACAUUGUUCAUGAAACAAUUUUCUGAAAUAUUUGAGUUGGACGUUAGUCUAUUUUUUUUUUUAAACAUUACUACCAACUAUAUACUUGUUGCAGAACAUUCAAAAAUAACAUUCCCAUAAUGUAUGCAAGCAAAAUUAUAAUAUAAGCAUGUACAUAUAGAGCAUUAUUUUAAUGUCAAGAAAAAAUUAUUUUAAAGAACUAGACAUUUUGAGAACAUUUAUAAAUAAUGUUUUCAUAACUUAAUGGGAAUGUUAGCAACACUUAGAAUGUAUUUUUGUUAGCUGGGUCUGUACAGUGUGCCAUAUUUUGUAAUGUUUAAGAUUCAGAAUAAAUCUAUUUAUGUCAAAUA
This is a messenger RNA of Cyprinus carpio (common carp), 1038 nucleotides long. RefSeq names its product spexin prohormone 2-like. Gene Ontology annotation, molecular function: neuropeptide hormone activity. The record is from RefSeq and is a predicted model, not a curated record. NCBI's taxonomy places the organism in Eukaryota, Metazoa, Chordata, Actinopteri, Cypriniformes, Cyprinidae.